Molecule: messenger RNA, 1524 nt
Organism: Metarhizium album ARSEF 1941
Lineage: Eukaryota; Fungi; Ascomycota; Sordariomycetes; Hypocreales; Clavicipitaceae
Product: amidophosphoribosyltransferase
Exons: 13
Coding region: 1-1524 (507 amino acids)
Biological process (GO): purine nucleobase biosynthetic process; purine nucleotide biosynthetic process
Cellular component (GO): cytoplasm
Molecular function (GO): amidophosphoribosyltransferase activity
Source: RefSeq, a predicted model, not a curated record
AUGUGCGGUGUCGCGGCCAUAUUGCUUGGCGACCCCGACGCUACCAGCGCCGCGGUUGAUCUGCAUGAGUCUCUUUAUUCUCUCCAGCAUCGAGGACAAGAUGCUGCGGGAAUUGCAGUUUGCCAGGGCAGCAGAGUCUUCCAGUGCAAGGGACUGGGGCUGGCCAGCGAAGUCUUCUCAAACGGCAGACGGCUGCAACAGCUUCCGGGCUAUAUGGGGAUUGGUCAUGUCCGCUAUCCGACCAUGGGUACCGCGUCUGCGUCGGAAGCCCAGCCAUUAUACGUCAAUGCCCCAUUCGGAAUCUCGCUGACCGUGAAUGGGAACGUCCUCAAUACCGAGGAGCUCCGCAAAUACCUCGACGAGGAAGCUCAUCGGCAUAUCAACUCCGAUUCCGACUCGGAGCUUCUGGACGCUGAUGGCAUCCGCCCCCUUUGCAUUGGGUCACGACCCUCAGCUACCAUUGCGGGCGUGCAUGAUUACUUCAUGGCGUCAGAGUCAGUUGUACUACAGCAACUUGGCUUUCGUGAUAUUGUGGAUAUAUUGCCAGGCCAGGCCGUCUUCUGUCCAAAAGGCGGCACUCCCAUCUUUCGCCAGGUUGUUCCGCAGAGAGGCUAUACUCCUGACACGUUUGAAUACAUAUACGUUGCCCGACUAGAGAGUUGGAUUGAUGGCAUAUCCGUAUACCGCAGUCGGCAAAAGAUGGGAGAGAAGUUGGCCGAGAAGAUCAAAGGCGUGCUUGGAGAAAAGGGUGUCGAGGAGAUUGAUGCGAUCAUUCCAGUUCCGGAGACGAGCAACGUCGCAGCAGCUGCUUUAGCCCAGAAGUUGGGGAAGCCGUACGUGACGGCCCUCGUCAAGAACCGCUACGUCCACCGCACCUUUAUCCUGCCUGAUCAGGCUUCACGCCUAAAGAGUGUCCGCCGUAAAUUCUCUUUCGUCGAGUCGGAAUUCCAAGGCAAGAACCUGGUCAUCGUCGACGACAGCAUCGUCCGAGGCACAACGUCGCGACAGAUUGUCCAAUUGGCCAGGGAAGCGGGCGCGCUUCGCGUCGUGUUUGUCUCAUGCUCCCCACCCUGCACACAUCCGCACAUCUAUGGAAUAGACCUCGCGGACCGUUCUGCUCUGAUUGCCUACAAUAGGACGCGGCGAGAAAUCGCGGAUUACCUAGGCGCCGACGAAAUUGUCUUCCUGGAUGUCGACGGCGAGAACGGACUGAAGGCAGCGUGUAUUGAAGCAGCUCAGGGUGCGACCCCAAUCAAGGAUCUGGAAAUAGGCGUCUUUACGGGCGGCUACGUGACUGGGCUGCCAGAUGGAUAUCUCGAAAACCUGAGCGACCUUCGAAGUGGCCGCCGGAAGCAGAAAGCUGGCUUUGAAAGCCAAAAGGCUGGUGAGGACGGGGACGGAAGCGUGGCCGCGAGGCCAGCACCUGCAGGCCUGCCAUGCUCGGGCGACGCUGCUCCCCCCGACCACCGCGAGGAUAUCAACCUCUAUAAUGUCGCAAGUGAGCCCAUAGAUCGUGGGAGGUAG